GGGAAUUACGGAUGGGCAGCUGCGUGAACUUGGAUUCUCCUCCAAAAGCUUCUGGAAACCUCUUCCCUUUGCUGUGUUUUUGAAUCUAUCAACAUUUGAUGAACUUUACCCUUCAACCGGCAGGCAGCGGCCCAACGGGCGGAGGAGGCCCCAACAUGGAGAACCUCCAGAAGCAGCUGCUGUGUCCCGUCUGUUUGGAGAUGUUCUCCAAGCCUGUUGUCAUCCUGCCUUGCCAGCACAACCUCUGCAGGAAGUGCGCCAACGAUGUCUUCCAGUCGUCCAACCCGUCAUGGCAGUCCCGCGGCUCGUCCAACGUGGGGAGUCGCUUCCGCUGCCCGUCUUGUCGACACGAGGUGGUUUUGGACCGUCACGGCGUUUACGGUCUACAGAGGAACCUCCUUGUGGAGAACAUUAUCGACGCGUACAGGAGACAGUUGGACUCCAGGCCGUCCAGUGUGAAGCCGGAAUCGCUGACGUGUGACGAGCACGAGGAUGAGAAGAUCAACAUCUACUGUUUAUCCUGUCAGACGCCGACGUGCUCCAUGUGCAAAGUGUUUGGAUGUCAUAAAGAAUGUGACGUGGCGCCACUUAGUAGUGUCUUCAACAGACUUAAGACGGAAUUGAGCGACAGCAUCGCCGGAUUGGUCGCCAGCAACGACAACAUCCAGGCGGCCAUUACACACAUGGAAGGCUUGUGCAACGCUGUCCAGGAGAACGCCCACCAACACCGAGAGGAAAUCGCCAUUCAGUUUGGAGCUCUGACGGCCAUUUUGGACGAGCGUAAACAAGAGCUAGUCCGCCUGAUUACGAGAGAGCAAGAUGACGAACUUCAGCGGCUACGGCGGAUAAUCGGCGAGCACAACCAGAAACUGGAGGACGGGAGACAGCUGGUCGAGACGGCGGUUCACGCCGCCGACCACACGCACGCCGCCGUCUUCAUCCAGAAUGUCACUGUCAUACUGGACAAGAUGUCAGCGUGCACACGUGACGUGAAUAUUUUGCGGCCGCAACUGUCCUUCGACAACAUGAGUCAUUUUGUCGUGGACGUGGACGACAUCGCCGACAUGUUGAACGACAUCCACUUCCGACGCAGUGAAGAUGACCUUGAAGAUGACUCGGAGGUCGACUGAUGGUCCACAAACACGUUGUGAGCAGAGUAGACAAUUAGAUGCAAGGUUUUGCAUAGCGCUUUUAAUGCAUUCAAGUGUCUAUAAAUGCCCGUGGUGUGUUCAGGAACAUUCAGUGCAUAUUAAAGACCUUUUAUUUUCUUUUGAAGGCCCCCCCCACUUGCCAAGAGUUAACACGGAUGAAACCCAAGUUGUUCUCCGUGAAUUCCCUUCACUCUGCUUGAAGAUUGUAUAUUUAUUUUGUAUAUGGAAUAAAUGUCAAUAAAAAAAAGUAAAUCUUCA
Messenger RNA from Corythoichthys intestinalis (scribbled pipefish), 1409 nucleotides. It is a transcript of the gene trim54, whose product is annotated as tripartite motif containing 54. Gene Ontology annotation, biological process: protein ubiquitination. The record is from RefSeq and is a predicted model, not a curated record. The transcript has 8 exons. Lineage: Eukaryota; Metazoa; Chordata; Actinopteri; Syngnathiformes; Syngnathidae. Gene Ontology annotation, molecular function: ubiquitin protein ligase activity; zinc ion binding. Gene Ontology annotation, cellular component: cytoplasm. Bases 99 to 1130 code for a protein of 343 amino acids.